Molecule: messenger RNA, 1158 nt
Organism: Cephus cinctus (wheat stem sawfly)
Lineage: Eukaryota; Metazoa; Arthropoda; Insecta; Hymenoptera; Cephidae
Product: multidrug resistance-associated protein 4
Exons: 3
Coding region: 201-455 (84 amino acids)
Source: RefSeq, a predicted model, not a curated record
GUACUACUACAUAAGACAGGCAAAAGUCUAGUUAAAGAUUCAGUGUCAUUUCCAAGUUUGCUUCGAAAGGAGUACACGCGGAAAGUCACGGAGUGCUUAGAAUUACGAACGAUUGGUUUCGCGGAGAAUAAGAGUCGCUGACAAUCGGUGGCCUCAUUGAACAAACGGAUCUCCUUACGUUCGGAGUGCGAACAGGAAAAAUGGACAUCGGCACAAGAGUAACUAAGACAAACCCUGUGAAACAGGCAAAUAUUAUUAACCGAUUGUUUUUCUGGUGGACGAUGCCAUUGUUUUGGAAAGGAGCCAAAAAGGAUCUACUAGUGACAGAUUUGUACGCCCCCGUAACGAGCAAUAAAUCAAAAGAAUUGGGUGAUGCACUGCAAAGGUAUUCGACAAUAUUUUCAGCGAUAAUUCAUUCAAGAGAUUAUUUAUUUUUUAAUGAUAGCGUUGUGUAAUUAACUUAUUCAUAGACAAAUGAUAGAAUUUAAUAAAAAAGAUAAUUUCUAUUUGAAUAGAUAUUUUAAUUGAAUCUUACAUACAGAGAAUUGCACAAUCUUAUCGUGAUUCUAUCCCAGGAAUGAAAUGGACACAGUAACUUUAGUUAGUAUGAUACACGCUAAAUAACUGCACUGAGAAUAAAGUAUUUUUAUGUCAACUAAAUAAUGUAUUUAGGAAUAAUUGAGAUCCCCCGAGUAUAAAAUAUUUCUUUGCAAAACUAUGAAACAUUUCUCAUUUUAAUAAAUAUUUAAUCAAAAUCAUUCUCUUCAAAACUCUGAGUUUUAGGGCAAAAUUUUACGAAUUUCUAUAGUGCUGAAUAGUUUUAUUCGAAAAUCUUUAAACAAUUCUCUGUAUUACUCCAAGACUUUCUCUGCAUUGUAAGAAUAAUAUUCUGCGUACAAAACACGGUAUUAGUUAAACUGUAGUGCCAUGUAUUGUACCCGAUUCUUGAUUGUUCUUAGAUUAUCGUUGCUAAGAACUAUGACGGUUAGACUUCUUGUAACAAGCCUGCUUGUUUAUAUUGUUCAAUAAAAGAUAUCUCUUCUUUACACGUUCAUACUAAAUAUUUUUCCUAAAACUCUGCCAUACCGUAUUUAUUUAAAUGCAAUGCGAAUUUUAUUAUGAAGUGUGCAAAAGUCCAAGUUUUUCUUCUCACUAUAC